Molecule: messenger RNA, 2502 nt
Organism: Carassius auratus (goldfish)
Lineage: Eukaryota; Metazoa; Chordata; Actinopteri; Cypriniformes; Cyprinidae
Product: gastrula zinc finger protein XlCGF8.2DB-like
Exons: 3
Coding region: 78-1202 (374 amino acids)
Biological process (GO): regulation of transcription by RNA polymerase II
Cellular component (GO): nucleus
Molecular function (GO): DNA-binding transcription factor activity, RNA polymerase II-specific; RNA polymerase II transcription regulatory region sequence-specific DNA binding
Source: RefSeq, a predicted model, not a curated record
CAUCACUAGCGCGCGACGCGCGCGUUCACAGUCAGCGUCGGGUCUUCUGAGGAGAGGAAUUCCACAAACACUGCAGAAUGAAACACAGUGAAGAUACUGAAGAGCAAACAGAGUUGAUUGAAGAAAACAAUGAGAGUGAAAAAUUGAAUGAAGUUGAGGAGAAAAAUCAUGUGAAAAAUGGAGAAAAACCUUUGAGUUGCUCUCAAGCCAAACAGAAAGUUUUAAAGAAAAUAAGAGCCAAGAAAUCUUUCACCUGCACUCAGUGUGGAAAGAUUUUGACGAGCAAAAGAGGUCUUGAGCGUCACACGAGAGUUCAUACCGGAGAGAGACCAUACAAGUGUUCACACUGUGGCAAGAGAUUCAGUCAGUCUCGAGACCAGCAAACACAUGAGAGGAUUCACACUGGAGAAAAACCGUACACAUGUGAUCAGUGCGGGAAGAGUUUCACACAGAAAGUAAACCUCAAGAAGCACAUGAACAUCCACACUGGAGAAAAAUCAUCCAACUGUUCACAUUGUGGCAAGACAUUCAGUCAGUCAGGAUACCUGAAAGCACAUGAGAGGAUCCACACUGGAGAGAAACCGUACACAUGUGAUCAGUGCGGCAAGAGUUUCACACAAAAAAUAAACCUUACGACACAUAUGAGAAUUCAUACUGGAGAAAAACCGUACAUUUGUGAUCUGUGUGGAAAGACAUUCACUCACCCUGCAAACCUUAAGGAUCACAUGAACAUCCACACUAGAGAGAAGCAGCACGCAUGUGAUCAGUGCGGCAAAACAUUUUUGAGAGCUCCUGACCUGAAGAAACACCUGCGAGUUCAUACGAAGGAGAAACCACAUUCAUGUUACUUGUGUGGAAAGAGUUUUUCGUUUCUACAAAAUUUAAAAGUACAUCUGAAAGUACAUACUGUCAUGAAAGAGUUUGUGUGCUGUGAGUGUGAAAAGACUUUUACUUCAGCUAAACAUUUGAAAAAGCACCAGAGGAUUCACACUGGAGAAAAACCUUGUAAGUGUUCACAUGAUGAUGAAAGAUUCAGUGCUUCAGGAGAUUUGAAAACACACAUAAGUAUCCACACUGGAGAGAAACCGUAUCACUGCACUGAAUGUGGGAAACAUUUCAGUCGUUUAUCUGCUUUACACAGCCAUACAAAAAAACAUUCACAGGAAGUAGAUCAUCUUCAGAUCCAGCAAUUUCAGAUCUGAUGCUGCAUCUUUACCAAAAGUUACAAAAUAGUGCAAGCAAUAAAAUAUCAGCUUGAUAAAUCAUCAUCUUCGAGAUCAGCGGAUUAUACUGAUUCAGAUCAACUCAAAGAUGGAGUUCCUCCCCCAAGAACAAUCUCAAAGAUCAGUUUGCUUCAUGAUACAAAUUAUAUCAUAGUUUCAUUUGAUGUUCGAUAGUCUUAUAAUGCAUAUGUCACUUGUAGAUUUCUUACUAUUUCUUGAAGAAAAGUAGGUUUUUACAUACUGUUCUUGUUAAGGAAGCCGAAGAACAGGCUGCGAUACUUUUUAAGAAUGACUGAGAUUUAUUUUGUAUUGUUCUUCAUUGUUGUUUUUAAAAUUAGCUUUUUUUAAAACUUAAGAACUUAAGACUUAAAGAUGCUUCUUUGCUUAAAAAGAAUGAACACCUGAUCCCAGUACUAAACGAGCCCUGUGGAAAAAUUAUGAUUAUUAUGCUUUUUACCCAUCGUUCUUGUUCAGGAAGCUGACGAGACUGUAGCACUUCCAAAAAAGACUGAGAUUUAAUUUUAAUUUUGUUGUUCACCGGUGUUUUUUUUCUUUUCUUUUUUUUUUUUAUAACUUGUUAUUAGGAAAUGCAGGUAUAAGAAAUACCGUUUUGUAUCUUAUUUCUCUGUGCUUCUCUUGUAAGUAGGAAUUAAUACCUAAACCCGCUAUUAUUAUAUUAUAUUAUUAAGCAUAAAUUGCGAAAACCAGUAGUAUCGAUGAGCUCUAAUGUUAACUGUUCUGCUUUUGGUGCUGGGGGAAUUAAGAUAAUACACUUACACUUAUUACUACUUUAUGAAGAUAAAGUAUAACUUUGGAAUAUUCCCAUAUUAAAUUGUAUGAGUUUAAUGAGAAAACAUAUGUCAGCAUAUUUAUAUCUGAAGUAUUCAUGUACAUUCUUACAAUGCAAACAUGCAAAAUUUAACAUGCUGUAAUAUUCAUUACAGUAACAAACAACAGUUGCACAUGAUAAACAUCAGUAUUAUACUCAACAAAUGUAUUAUACCAAUGACAAAGUUCUUAUUCAAAUGUUUUUAUUCAUAACUGCAAAUUUUUCAAGCGUAAUUUCAUUAAAGGCAUGCAUUUUGAAGCAGUUAAUGAUUUAAAUGUUGGUUUAAUAUUGCUGGAAUCUGCACAUCUGAAAUAUGUUGCGCAAUCAGGACAAAGAAGUAGAAUUUUAUUUAAUGUAUUUUUGUUUCAUAUCACUUCUCUAUCUCAGUUUCACAGAAUAAAAGGCUAUAGUAGCUAUUUCCUUUCCAUCAGAGAAUGAUGAGAGAAAACA